Molecule: messenger RNA, 957 nt
Organism: Neomonachus schauinslandi (Hawaiian monk seal)
Lineage: Eukaryota; Metazoa; Chordata; Mammalia; Carnivora; Phocidae
Product: taste receptor type 2 member 46-like
Exons: 1
Coding region: 1-957 (318 amino acids)
Biological process (GO): G protein-coupled receptor signaling pathway; detection of chemical stimulus involved in sensory perception of bitter taste; sensory perception of taste
Cellular component (GO): membrane
Molecular function (GO): bitter taste receptor activity; G protein-coupled receptor activity
Source: RefSeq, a predicted model, not a curated record
AUGGUAACUUUACUACCGGGCAUUUUUUCCAUCCUAGUAAUAACAGAAUUUGUUCUAGGAAAUUUUGCCAGUGGCUUCAAAGCAGUGGUGAACUGCAUUGACUGGGUCAAGAGACGAAAGAUGUCCUCAGUUGAUCGAAUUCUCACUGCUCUGGCGGUCUCCAGAAUCGGUUUGCUCUGGGUAAUGUUAAUAAACUGGUUUGCAGCUGUGUUGAACCCAGCUUUAUAUAGCUUAGAAGUAAGACUUCUUGUUCAUAUUGCGUGGACGGUAAACAAUCAUUUUAACAUCUGGCUUGCUACUAGCCUCAGCGUAUUUUAUUUGUUCAAAAUAGCCAAUUUCUCUAGCCUUAUUUUUCUUCGCCUGAAGUGGAGAGUUAAAAGUGUAGUUCUUGUGAUACUGUUGGGGUCUUUGUUCUUUUUGGUUUUUCAUGUUGCAGUGGUAAGCAUAUGUGAGAAAAGCAUAUAUGAGAAAAAUUCCUUCAUAAGCAAGAUGAAGGAAUAUGAAGGAAACAUCACUAGGCAGACCAAAUUGGGGAACAUUGUAAGCCUUUUGAAUAUGAUUGUAUUCACGCUAACAAACUUUGUGCCCUUUGCUAUAUCCCUGACAUCUUUCCUGCUGUUGAUCUUUUCCCUGUGGAAACAUCUCAAGAAGAUGCAAUCCAGUGGAAGGAGAUCCCAAGAUCCCAGCACCAAGGUCCACAUAAGAGCCAUGCAGACUGUGAUCUCUUUUCUCUUGUUAUUAGCUGGUCAUUUCCUGACUCUAAUUGUCACAGUCUGGAGUUCUAAUGGGCUGCAGAACAAACUAUUCUUCAUGCUUUACCAAGCUUUUGGAUUCUUGUAUCCUUCAAGCCACUCAUUUAUCCUGAUCUGGGGAAACAAGAAGCUCAACCAGGCCUUUCUGUCUGUUUUAUACCAGGGGAUGUGCUGGCUGAAAGAACAGAAACUCUCAACUCCAUAG